CUGAGCUGAGCAAAAUAACCUAUUUUAUAAAUUUUUGACUUGUCCUUGAAAUGAAAACGAAAACAAUAUUAUUAAGAUGGUGACACUCUUUGCAUUUUAAUUGUCUUCUAAUGUCAAGUAAGUCUUAACUUUUGAGUGUUCAGUAUUGUAUUUAUAUAGUGACAGUUGCAGCCUGUCGAGUUGUUUUGUGAUCCUUUUACCUCCAUUGUAGAGGGAACUGCAUUCAUAUUCCUUUUCGCUUUUUUACUCAAUUUAGCCUAUAUAAUUUAUAUUAGUUGGCCUUUCAACAAAAUGGUGGUAACUAAAAACACUACAAUCCCUUCUGAUGAAGAUUUGACCGUUCAAGAAGUAGAUGUCAGUGGUGUUGUCUUAAGGGCUGCCUCAUUUCAUCUUGGUAAAUAUUGUGAAGAUGUCAAUAAUGAGUUCAUGCUUUGUAGGGGAGAAACUAAAGACAUUCGCAAAUGCCUAACCGAAGGUAAGGCUGUAACCAAUUGUUCAUUGGAGUUUUUCCAGAAGGUUAAGACCUCAUGUUUUCAAGAAUUCACAAACUAUUACAACUGCAUUGAUAAAAGUAGCCCUAACUAUCAGCUCGAACCAUGUCGAAAGACUCAGAAAGUAUUUGACAAAUGCAUGGUUGACAAUUUAAAUCUGGAACGACCACACUAUGGCUACUUUUGCGAAGUUAAAGUUCAUGACUCACCAAGGCCUAAACCUGAAGCUGAGGUUAGAGUGUACGCCGACACUCCAGAAAAAAUUGCUAUAGAUUCUCCUAAACCACCAGGAAAAUAUGGAUCAAGAAACAUGUUUUUUUAAGGAUGAAACAUCUUCAAGAGUUUUUAGAAAAGGAAAUAUAAACAAUAUUUUGUCCAUUUUAUCAGUGUACAUUGAAACAGUUGUUGUUCCUUUUGUUAGUAGAAUGCUUAACUUAUUGUAACUUUUUGGCACAUUUAUAAAUAAAACCAAUUACAUUGUC
Molecule: messenger RNA, 973 nt
Organism: Macrosteles quadrilineatus (aster leafhopper)
Lineage: Eukaryota; Metazoa; Arthropoda; Insecta; Hemiptera; Cicadellidae
Product: NADH dehydrogenase [ubiquinone] 1 alpha subcomplex subunit 8-like
Exons: 1
Coding region: 292-813 (173 amino acids)
Biological process (GO): mitochondrial electron transport, NADH to ubiquinone
Source: RefSeq, a predicted model, not a curated record